This is a messenger RNA of Cottoperca gobio, 1360 nucleotides long. RefSeq names its product protein NATD1-like. The record is from RefSeq and is a predicted model, not a curated record. The transcript is spliced from 3 exons. Bases 85 to 477 code for a protein of 130 amino acids. Lineage: Eukaryota; Metazoa; Chordata; Actinopteri; Perciformes; Bovichtidae.
GUGAGCAUGUGGCGCCCCCUAGUGGCCGGUCUUUAAUGUUAACACUACAUGCUGCUUAGUAUUACGAGUCUUUUUCAUGUAUAAAUGGCCUUUAAAAUGUUUUCCAGACUCACUGCGUUAAAUCUCCGACGGAAGUCUCACCCAGCCGCCUUCAGUGCGUUAAAUCCGGGCUUCAGUUUAACGGUUGAACACGACCGACAGAACCGGCGCUUCACCGUCUCUCCGGGCAGCGGGGCAGACGGCCAUGCAGCCUGUGCGGUGCUGCUCUACAGAUUCACCGGAGAGAUGGAGGUGGACUUAAUGUCAACGUACGUACCGGAGACAUUUAGGGGCCAAGGUGUUGCUGCACAGCUGUCGCAGGCUGCCAUGGACUUCCUGGUUGAAGAAAACCUCAAGGCUCACGUCUCCUGUUGGUAUAUAAAGAAAUACAUCGAGGAUGACCCGCGACGGCGUUAUAAAGAAGUCGUCAUCACUUGACUGCAGUUUGUGCAGUAAAACCUGGGACCUCAAAUCAUCUACAACCUCAUGUUCUUAUCAUGCAGAGCUGUGGGGCCACAUGGAGGACGUACAAUGUGCCACACUUGAUCUGCAGCAUCCAAAAGUCAGGCUUUAUAUCAUAUUCAUAUUCUAGAAAUGUCUGAUUACAUCCAUUAAAGUUAGGCAUGGUAUAAUUCAUCCUGUUUCUAAAGAGACGUACAUUAACUUCAUGGUAAAUAAGGGCUCGAGCUGCAACGAUUUCAAUAAUCGAUUGUUAAUUAUUCAAAUUAAAUGUCAGAAAAUGCUGUUUUCAGCUGUUUUAUAUCAUAUUAAACAAUUAAUCUGAGAAAUUAUCCUGAGUUUCAAACAUAAUUAAGGAGGAAAAAUGUAUGAAUUUAAUCUUGAUUGCAAUAUCCAAACUGCAGGAUGCUCAAGAAUUUAAAAUAUGUUCAAAUAUCACAACUACAUUUUGUUUUCCAAGUCGGUAAAUCGUUCUUAAAGCAUUUCAGGGUUUGAAGAUUUCCACAUAUUUAUUUUUGUCCACCUGAAAUAGGUAAAGUGAUUUUUAUAUUUUUAUAUCAAAUAGCACUUUUUCAAUGUUUCAUCUGUUUAUAUUGUUUAAUUAUUGGUUGGUAAAGGUGCUGGAAAUCCUUGAAAACACUUGAAUUUUAAAAGUGCUUGGAAUUGUCACUCUUGGCACGAAACAUAAUUUUGGUUUAUUGAACAACAACAUUUGAUUUAAUGUGAAGAAGUGAAAUCCUCAGGACACUGAACAUACGGUAUGUUCUGUAUAUUAAUAUGUAUUUAUACACUUGUAAGGAGCUGGAAUUUGAACUCUGAAGUGACUUUUGUUGACCAUUAAAAUGUGAUUUCUUUCAGAGUA